This is a messenger RNA of Glycine soja, 1563 nucleotides long. RefSeq names its product ureide permease 1-like. Gene Ontology annotation, cellular component: membrane. Lineage: Eukaryota; Viridiplantae; Streptophyta; Magnoliopsida; Fabales; Fabaceae. Gene Ontology annotation, biological process: nitrogen compound transport. Gene Ontology annotation, molecular function: allantoin:proton symporter activity; uracil:monoatomic cation symporter activity. The record is from RefSeq and is a predicted model, not a curated record. Bases 41 to 1228 code for a protein of 395 amino acids. The transcript is spliced from 7 exons.
AUGAGAGAGAGCAGCAGCAUCAGCUAGCGUAGCAUCUGAAAUGUAUGUGGUGGAGAGCAAGGUGGGCGCCAUAGGGUGCAUGCUGGUGUCCCUCUUCUUCCUCGGGACAUGGCCUGCUGUCAUGACUCUGCUAGAAAGGCGCGGUCGUCUUCCUCAACACACCUACCUUGAUUACACCCUCACCAACCUCAUGGCUGCUGUUAUCAUUGCUUUCACCUUUGGUCAGAUUGGCAACGCUCAACCCAACUUCUUGUCUCAGCUUUCUCAGGAUAACUGGCCUUCUGUUCUGUUUGCCAUGGGGGGUGGAGUGGUCCUUAGUGUUGGAAAUUUGUCAACACAAUAUGCUUGGGCUUUUGUUGGUUUAUCAGUUGUAGAAGUGAUCACAUCAAGCAUAACUGUUGUUAUAGGAACAACAUUGAAUUACUUUUUGGAUGACAAGAUCAACAAAGCCGAGAUUCUUUUCCCAGGAGUUGGUUGCUUUUUGAUUGCUGUUUGUCUAGGUUCUGCUGUUCAUUCAUCUAACACAGUUGACAAUAAGGCCAAGCUCAGUGAUUACAAAGAUGCAGCUAAGGGCACUAGUGUAACCACUUUUAAAGAAACAAGUGAAGUUGAGUCGAAAGAUCUAGAAGAUGGAACACACAAAGCCAAAGCAGGAACUGCAGCUUUUCUUAUAGAGCUUGAGAAAAAAAGAUCUAUUAAGGUGUUAGGGAAGAGCACUUUCAUUGGAUUGGCUAUAACUUUCUUUGCUGGAGUUUGCUUCUCUCUAUUCUCUCCAGCAUUCAAUUUGGCAACAAAUGACCAAUGGCACACUUUGAAGAAAGGGGUUCACCACUUGAGUGUUUACACUGCCUUCUUUUACUUUUCAGUCUCAUGCUUUGUUAUUGCCAUCAUUCUUAACAUCACCUUCCUCUACCACCCUGUCUUAAACUUACCCAAGUCAUCACUGAAGGCUUAUUUGAGUGACUGGGAUGGAAGAGGUUGGGCUUUCUUGGCUGGUCUACUUUGUGGCUUUGGGAAUGGCCUCCAAUUUAUGGGAGGUCAAGCUGCAGGAUAUGCAGCAGCAGAUGCUGUUCAAGCACUUCCACUAGUGAGUACCUUUUGGGGCAUUGUUUUGUUUGGAGAGUACCGCAAAUCAUCAAGAAGAACAUAUGUGCUACUUGGGAGCAUGUUGCUUAUGUUUGUUGCGGCUGUUGCUGUAUUAAUGGCAUCAUCAGGGCAUCGAAAAUGAUCAUAAUACUGAGCAAGAGGAAACGAUAGCAAAGACUGAAAGGUGUUGAAAUGACUAAUUCCGUGCUCAAAGGAUAAAUGUGUAGUAGUAACUUUGUUGAGGAAUAUUCCAAAAAUAUACAAUAAUGUGUUGAAGUAUUCUCAAAGUUGAAUCAUGUUAAUCAGAGACAAAUUAUCAACUGUUUAGAAAAAAAAAAGGUGUAGGUAGACCAAGAAAGUAAAUUAGGAACACAGUCUAAAUCUUACGUAUGUCAUAUUCAGUGACUUUUUAGCUUUUUGUGAGAUAAUUAUUUUGACUAACAUAAAUAUCUCUACAAAGUCUUAUUUUUCUUCUUC